GAAUCCCAUUCCUCCAGUCCAGUCGGCAGAGGUUGCUAGGCCGGCGGCGCCGCCACCGGCCACCGGCCACCGCUCGCUACCUCCCUCGCGGGCGCGGCAGAUCCUGCUGCCAGAUCGCCGUUCCCGCUUCAUCUCUUACGCGGUGAGGCACCGCCGGCGUACCUUGACCAUCUGGCGCGUCGCAAGGUUACCGCCGCCGUGCCGUGCCGUACCGAUCUGCCGCGGCGGAAGGUCACCGCCGCCUCCUCCUCCUCGUCUCACUCUUCUGCUCGAGAUGCGGACGGUGGCUAGCCUGACCGACGACCUCCUCGUGGAGAUCCUCUCCCGUCUCCCCGUAAAGUCGCUCCGCCGCUGCAUGUGCGUGUCCAGGACCUGGCGGGGCAUCAUCUCGCACCCGCACAACCGCAGGCAGCUGCCGCAGACCCUAGAGGGCUUCUUCUACGUGCCCGAGAGCAAGCCGGCGCCAGCUCCCAGUUUCACCAACGUCGCCGGGACAGGCCGCCCUCUGGUCUCUCCUCUCUUCGGUUUCCUGCCCCAGCACCAGAGCAUCUUCCUGCUGUCCUGCUGCAACGGCCUCCUCCUCUGCCGCUGCUGGGAAGGCCAGGACGACUUCCAUUACGUUGUGUGCAAUCCGGCGACGGAGGAGUGGGUCCGGUUGCCCGACUCCGUCAAUGCCGGCACCGAGUGCAUGGCACGUCUGGGUUUCGACCCUGCCGUGUCGGAUCACUUCCAUGUGUUUGAGUUCUCCGAGGAUCACGACAUCAGCCAGCCUGGAAUGGAGGUGUAUUCCUCUAAAACAGGGGGAUGGGUUCACAAGGAGAACGGAUGGAUUGAUGCGGAAGAUGAUGAAGCAUUUGUUUCCCUUGUUGGUCAUCACUCGGGAGAUGUGUUUCUUAACGGCUGUCUGCAUUUUCUCACCAUGGAUGAUGAUAUAGCCGUGGUGGACACCGAGGGGAAAACAUGGAGGAAGAUACCUGUCCCUGAACUUGGCACUGUUGGUCUCAUUCAGAAGUCUCAGGGUUAUUUGCAUUUUGUCAAUUUUCUGGAAACUGAUGAUGGUAUGGUUCAACUGGUGGUUUAUGUUCUUGAGAACUACCGCAGUCAAGAAUGGAUAUUGAAGCGUAGCACUGACGCUUCAUAUAUAUUUGGAGAGAGAGAUAUUGAUCUUAUACAAGGCUUUCAGUGGGUUGCAAUGCAUCCACACUGUAAUAUGAUCUUCUUAACUGUGGGGUGGGAUAAUACUUUGGUAUCUUAUGAUAUGGAUCAUCACCAAGUUCAAGAGAUCUGCGAUCUUGGAGGAGACAACGACCCGCGAUAUCUCCCAUAUGUGCCAUUGUACUCAGAGUUACAAACUCUACACAUGCGACAUAAAAAUUGAGCCACGUUGGAAUUCACUGGAAUGGUACAAUCCAAAUUUACAGGGAAAACCAUGGGAGAGGCAGGUCUUGAGGAAGUGCUUUUGUUCAUUAGGUGGUGGACGCCUGCGUGGUUACUGUUGGUAUGCUCCUUGGGACAAACCCAUUUGCAUGUGAAAAUAGUCGCUUGUUGGCAGAUAAAUGAGUAGUAUGCCAUCCUAUUUUUAGAAGAACUAGUAUGCUAUUUGAUGGUGCAAUGCUGUGAAAUAUCUAUUCAGUACAUGAGCUGUCCACAUAUGUGAGUAUGGUGAAAUAAGUCGAGCGCAACGGGUCCUCUGCCCUACGGUGGGUGCGUGGAUAAGGAAUGAAGGAAAAUACCCUGCGAUCAUAACGGCUAGACUCAUUGUGUUAAUUACUAGCUAGCGUGUAGCCCGCGGCGGCACGCCAUGCUAUACAGCCUAUAUUGAUUGAUAUGUGGUGUUUUUUUUUCAAGUUUUA
This is a messenger RNA of Triticum aestivum (bread wheat), 1853 nucleotides long. RefSeq names its product F-box protein At5g07610. Gene Ontology annotation, molecular function: protein binding. The transcript has 3 exons. NCBI's taxonomy places the organism in Eukaryota, Viridiplantae, Streptophyta, Magnoliopsida, Poales, Poaceae. The coding region runs from base 275 to 1378 and encodes 367 amino acids. The record is from RefSeq and is a predicted model, not a curated record.